CGUGGAGAGAAAAUUAUUUGUGUAGCACCACCUGAGAGGGGAGUCGCCUUAUGUGAUAAACCCGUCAUUCACAAGCCAAUUAUAUGCGAAUUUGACGCGUUUUCUUUUGUGCGAGUCAUCCCUCCAGAUUGCUAGACGGAAUGCCCAUGUGUCCGUGUCCAGAUGCUGACAGACUUGGGUGGGGCAGUUUUGGAUGACACGCAGUGAAAUAACAGAAGAUAUUCUCAGGAUAUCGCUAUCUACUCGACCUAGGGAUUCAGAAAGCAAUGACCAAGCCCGACUCGAAAAGGAGCGGCAUGGCUCUUGUCACUGGCAGACCUGCCAAUGCUGCGGAGGAGCAGGUCAAUAAUGGCUCAUCCGACCCUUCAGUGUCCGGUGCGCCCCACCAUGCAGUGACCCUGGCGACUCCAACCAAACCCAAAUCUGCUAAACAAGUCUCCCGAGACAACCUUUCUAGACGAAACACGGAGUCUGAAGUAUUCGACGACGGAACCAACACCUUUUUCUGGAGAGCACAUACAGUCACUGUGCUUUUCAUUCUCACCUGCGUGUUGGUCUAUGUCACUCUGUUGGAGGAGACACCCCAGGAUACAACGUACAACACUAAAAGAGGGAUUGUGGCCAGCAUCCUAGUGUUCCUCUGCUUUGGAGUGACACAAGCCAAAGAUGGCCCAUUCACCAGACCACAUCCAGCAUACUGGCGCUUCUGGCUAUGUGUCUCUGUUGUCUACGAGUUAUUCCUUAUAUUUGUGCUGUUCCAGACGGUCCAUGACGGCAGACAGUUUAUGAAGUACAUUGACCCCAAACUGGGGGUAGCCUUGCCGGAGAGGGACUAUGGCGGCAACUGCCUCAUAUACGACCCGGGGAACACCACCGACCCCUGGCAUAACAUCUGGGACAAGAUGGAUGGCUUUGUCCCCGCUCACUUUCUUGGCUGGUAUAUUAAGACACUUGUGAUCAGAGACUGGUGGAUGUGUAUGAUCAUCAGUGUGAUGUUCGAGUUCCUGGAGUACAGCCUGGAGCACCAGCUCCCCAACUUCUCUGAGUGCUGGUGGGACCAUUGGAUAAUGGAUGUGCUGGUGUGUAAUGGCCUGGGGAUCUACGCUGGGAUGAAGACCUUAGGCUGGCUGUCUAUGAAGCCCUACCAGUGGCAGGGACUGUGGAACAUCCCCACAUACAAGGGGAAGAUCAAGCGCAUGGCCUUCCAGUUCACACCCUACAGCUGGGUCAAGUUUGAGUGGAAGCCUGCCUCCAACCUACGCAGGUGGCUGGCUGUCCUGGGCAUCAUCUUCAUGUUCCUGCUGGCGGAGCUGAACACCUUCUACCUGAAGUUUGUGCUGUGGAUGCCCCCGGAGCACUACCUGGUGUUGCUUCGCCUCGUCUUCUUCGUCAACGUGGGCGGCGUGGCCAUGAGGGAGAUAUACGACUUCAUGGACGACCCGAAGUUCUAUAGGAAGCUGGGGCAGCAGGCGUGGCUUGUGGCGGCCAUCACCGUGACCGAGUUCCUCAUCGUGGUCAAAUACGACCCCAGGACCAUCAUGCUGCCCAUCCCCUUCUUCGUCACCCAGUGCUGGUUCCUGGGCAUCGUCCUCAUCCUCACCUGGACAUUGUGGCGCUUCUUCAUCCGUGACAUCACUCUCCGCUACAAAGAUGCUCGCAGACGGAAGCAGGAGGUUACAGGGGACAGCGACCGUCCCCAUGGCAACGGUGGCACGGCAACCCCGUCGGGACGCAGCAAACUCAACGGCAUCUCCGAGUCACUCCGACACAGGAAGUCCUGAGAGGCGGGGCCUGCCGUUGCACCGCUGGUAGGGGGUGGGGAAAAGGACAAAGAGAAGAGCCUCAAAAAUCCCUAUCACCUUACACACGCAGGUCACCUGCAAGUGUAGAGGUGUGAGGAGGUGUGUGUGUAUGUAUGUCUGUCUGUCUGUCUGGGGGAAGGGGGAUGUUGUUCUUGUGCCUACCUGAACAGAGUCAUAGUCGUUGUUUCCUAUGCUGGCUUUUCACUGUUAUCACUAAUCACAGAACAAAACACCGGACAGGGACUUUGGGUUGGGGUGUCAGCUAGCUAUCUCAUACUACAGGGAUUUACCUCAUUUACGUUUAUUGUGUAAUCGUGCUGGGAACUUUACGGGGGUGAUUUAUUAUUCUGUUAUGUGUUGAAAUGUAAUUGGGUCAACAAAAUUGCGCUAAACUGGGAUCACAAAGGGUAUUGGGUUGGGACAGAUCAUAGAUUUGUUUUCACCAUGGCAGAAUUAUGUUAACUUACAUGUAAUCAUGUAAUGUAAUCAGGAUGAAGCAAGGAUUGAGAGGGAGAGGAACUGAACCCCCAAGGGGCCAGCAGCCAUACCUACAAGCUAAGUAACAGCCAAAGCUUUGAACUCAUCCCUGCUCAAGCCAUACUCUGCUAAACCAGGCUUUCCCAAAGUCGGUCCUGGGGUGCCCCAGGAGGCACGUUUCGGUUUUUGACCUAGCACUACACAGCUGAUUCAAAUAACCAACUAAUCAUCAAGCUUUGAUUAUUUGAAUCAGCUGUGUAGUGCUAGGGCAAAAAACUAAAUGUGGACCCAGGUGGCGCACCAGGAUCGAGUUUGGGAAACCCUGACUAAACCGCUUGGGCUGUGCCGCUCAGAACCUGCGCUAGGGAAAUUAAGUUUACAAAGUCCCAAUGCCGUAGAGGUGCAAUAUCAUCAUUAGAUCCUAGCAACGUGGUAAUGAUGGCUGUAACAUAACCAAAUUGGACUCCAAGCUGGAGAGGAGGGAUGCAAGGUAUUGCAAAGCCGGCCAAAAAACGCUUUCAAUACAGAAUGAACAUCUGUACAAUUCUAAAUAUGCUUCAAGAACGGAGGGCACACAUAGCCAUUGGGGAAAUUUGAACGACAUCUGACACACCUGUUUUUAUUUAGUCUCUCUCAUUUCUUAAUUAAUCACACUGGUGCCAUUCAUGGGAAAUAAGUCUCAGAAUAGCCAAAAGCCAGGUGACAGGUAACAAUUAGUGUUGGCUUUCAAGUUGAAGUGGUCGCUACAGUUCUACGGAACGAUUUGCCCCUCGUCGCACUGUUCAGCAUGGGCGAACGUCAAGCCUAGGUGACAUGAAGGGACUUCUUUUAAGGAAGCGUGUAGAGAGUUGUCCACGUUAUGGAUGGUUGGCUACAGACUUAAUCCACUUGUGUUGGGGUUCACCCUCCCAAUAAAUAAGGGAGAGAAAAAAAGCACAUCAAAAAGAUAAGACUAAAAUGGGCAGCCUUUGCACUGCUCAGAGCUCAAUGUUGACUCUGCUGGGACAUGAACUUGGGCACCUUGAUUCCAUGUGUUCCAAGCACCAUCCGAUGUAAAAUAACUAGUUGUGUGUCGCAAUAGGUAUUACUGUAUGUAUGUCCCUGGAUGGAGAGUAGAAGACUUGUGCUAAAUAGUUCCAAACUGCCUGAUGUGACCUAUAACAUGCUUAAUGCCAUUUAUAAUCUAUUGUGAAUGUAAGCCAGCAGCUCUAAACCUUAAAAGAAGAGGGCUUCUCAUUGAACGCCAAUUAUUUAACAUGUUAUGUGCUGGUUAUAAACUGGGCUGUGGUGCAACGUAGCAUUGCCAUUGAAGUCCCGUGUAGCUCAGUUGGUAGAGCAUGGCCCUUGCAACACCAGGGUUGUGGGUUCGAUUCCCACGGGGGACCA
Molecule: messenger RNA, 3665 nt
Organism: Coregonus clupeaformis (lake whitefish)
Lineage: Eukaryota; Metazoa; Chordata; Actinopteri; Salmoniformes; Salmonidae
Gene: ptdss2
Product: phosphatidylserine synthase 2
Exons: 13
Coding region: 267-1781 (504 amino acids)
Biological process (GO): phosphatidylserine biosynthetic process
Molecular function (GO): L-serine-phosphatidylethanolamine phosphatidyltransferase activity
Source: RefSeq, a predicted model, not a curated record